AUGGCUCCCAAGCAACUCAACUUCAUCACGGGCAACAAGAACAAGCUUGCAGAAGUCAAAGCUAUUCUUGGAGAUACUGUCAAUCUUCAAAGCCAGGCACUGGAUUUGGUCGAGAUCCAAGGCACGAUCGAAGAGGUCUCAGCAGACAAAUGCCGAAGAGCAGCAGCAGCCGUCAAUGGUCCAGUCCUGGUUGAAGAUACCUGCUUGUGCUUCAAUGCCCUGAAAGAGCUCCCUGGACCGUACAUCAAGUGGUUCCUAGACGCCAUCGGCCACGAAGGACUCAACAACCUCCUCCUCGCCUACCCAGAUAAAUCCGCUCAAGCAGUCUGCACCUUUGCCUACUGCGAAGGCCCGGACCAUGAACCCAUCAUCUUCCAAGGCAGAACGGAUGGUAAGAUCGUACCAGCAAGAGGUCCAACAAACUUCGGUUGGGAUCCCAUAUUCGAGUACGAGGGCCAGACGUAA
Messenger RNA from Drepanopeziza brunnea f. sp. 'multigermtubi' MB_m1, 465 nucleotides. RefSeq lists its product as uncharacterized. Gene Ontology annotation, cellular component: cytoplasm. Gene Ontology annotation, biological process: nucleoside triphosphate catabolic process. Gene Ontology annotation, molecular function: nucleoside triphosphate diphosphatase activity. The record is from RefSeq and is a predicted model, not a curated record. NCBI's taxonomy places the organism in Eukaryota, Fungi, Ascomycota, Leotiomycetes, Helotiales, Drepanopezizaceae.